AUGGUUCUUCGCUAUCUCCCACCUGGUAUGAAAGAGUCCGAGUGCACGUCCAUCUUGGGAGAUGAAUGGAAAGUUGGGAACGGAAAGGUGGAUUGGUUUCUCUUCACGCCGGGAAAGCUGGCUAAAAAGCGCGGCUGGGAAGAAAUCAUCUACCACAGCGACUGCGGCAAGCUCCUCACAGCCUUCCGCUGCCGCCGCCCCUCUGCUGCUGCUGCUGCCGUAGCCUCCACCUCUUCAACCUCCGCUGCCGACGCUGUCCCCAAAAGCAGGCGCGCAGGCAUUGCAGCUGCAGCACGCAUCCUCCAGAGGGAUUUGGGCUUGAGCCCCGGAACUGCUCACAGGCGAGCCCGUCUAGACGCUGCCAAAGCCGAGGCCAAGACCACCACACCCUCGCAGCCUGCCUCUACCACCACUGCUGCCUCUACCACCACUGCUGGCACUGCCGGCACUGCCGGCACUACCGGCACUGCUGGAAAGGGCUCAACGGGUGCACAGCCACAAGCUACCGCUACUACACCAGCAGCAACCUCUUCCAACGCCCAGCCAUCGGCAACAUCUAGUAGCAAGUCACAAUCGUCUGGGCGAUCACGAGGCCGCGGCUCCAAGAAUGCAGAGCAGAAGGGUAAAGGCGCAGAAAGCACGACUAAUGGCUCGGGUCCGACAGCGGCGAACCCGCCGAUUCUAUUGAAGAAGCGACCUGACCAAACAACAGGAGCGAGCCAAGCCGCAGCCAAGCCAGCAGCAGCAGCAGUAGUACCAGUAGCUGUGGAGGCACCACCACCCCAAAAGCAAGUUGCUGGGGACUCCUCCAAGAGCAACAACGAGAAGGGCAAGGCUAGCAAUCAGAAGAAGACUUCGAUUACGCCGGGGGCAACUCGCAGCUUUGUUAAACACGCCAACCCAUCUCAAGGUGUAACGGAAGCUCUUCUGAAACAAGCCCUCGGCGUAUUCGGGACCGUCACUUUUGUCGAGAUUGAUAAGCGAAAAGGCUUUGCCUACGUCGACUUUGCCGAACACGAUGCGCUGGUGAAGGCCAUCACUUCUAGCCCAGUUUCGAUUGCGCAAGCCACGGUUCAGGUUCUCGAAAGGAAGGAGAAAAAGCCUGCCCAACCUGCUGCCGCUGCUUCCCCGCCACUGGCGGCGCUGGGGCCGGCGCUCCUACCCCUACUCCUGCUCCGGCAGAAAAGGAGAAGCCAAGUCAUCGCAGCAGGAGGGGUCGAAGGGGAGGUGGCGGUGGUGGUGGUGGUGGCGAGAAGGCGGCUGGUGGCGGCUCCUCAGCCCCUCUUCUGGAGGAGGUUCUGGUCAGGCUGCCUCAUCCAAACCCAAAGGCGGAACGGGCUAGGGGCCAGGAAGCCCAUCCAGGCUCGUAGUGUUGUUCGCCGCCUGGUACUCCAGCACGGCUCCGUCGGCGCUCUCGGCUUGCUUCGAGACCCAAAGCUCCAUCGUAGGCCUCUCGGCGAAGGCGUACAGCUCGUUCUCGCCCGGAGGGAGCAGCUCCUUGCGGAUGAGGGGCACGCCGAACCCGCAGCUCGUAGUGACUCUCCAGAUGUGGCCGAGCACGAUGGCCCUCGCGCCGACGUACACCCUCCGCCCCGUGCCGCUCGCGUCGCCAAUCUUGGCCAGGGUGGCGGCGAACCUGGGGUGGUCCUGCUCGAGGAUCUCGGCGUUGCAGAAGAGGCGGAGGAUGCGCGGUGCGGGGCCAAAGGAGUUGAACAUGAUGGUGAGGCGGCCGUUCUCGUAGGCGUGGGCGAUGGUCUCGCAGCCCGAGCCGGUGCGGUCGACGUAGGCGACUAG
Molecule: messenger RNA, 1794 nt
Organism: Parascedosporium putredinis
Lineage: Eukaryota; Fungi; Ascomycota; Sordariomycetes; Microascales; Microascaceae
Source: the annotation of a GenBank genome assembly